GGUCAGGAUGGCAGCAUGGGCAGAGCUGGGCAGCAUUUGCCAGUGUGCCAAGGGCAGAGGGGCAAGCCUAUUGAGAAGCACUGUGAUGGACACAAUGGGUGCGACAGACUUGCUGCAUCAACAGGCUUUUUGCUGCUGUGGCCAGAAAUAAACCAUAAAUACCCCCACUGGCCUUCAACGACCGCUCGCCAGGCCUCCACACCCACACACACCCUCACACUGAGACAGACAGAAAAGAGAGAAAAGAAAGAGGAAAGACGGAGAGCGUGGCUUGUACGUGGUGCAGUGAAGCACAAGCCAUCCAGAAGCAAAAUGACAGACCAGCAGGGAAACCCAGACCAGCUGCCUGCAGAGAAGGGCCAAGGAGGGUCUGGAGCCACAUAUAAGUUGGCGGUUUUUGAGUUUGAGAACUUUCGUGGAAAGAAGGUGGAGUUGUCUGGUGAAUGUAAAGAUGUGUUGGAGAAGACGCAGAGAAUUGGCUCGGUCAUUGUGGAGUUGGGACCAUGGGUGGGGUUUGAGCGUCCAGGUUUUGCAGGAGAGCAGUUUGUGCUGGAGAAAGGAGAGUACCCUCGCUGGAGCGCCUGGACCAACUGCAUGAGUAUCUACAGUCUGAGCUCAUUCAGGCCUCUGAAAGUGGACAGUGCAGAUCAUAAGCUGCACCUGUUUGAGAAUACAGGCUUUGAAGGUAGAAAGAUGGAGAUUGUUGAUGAUGACGUCCCCAGUCUGUGGGCUCAUGGUUUCCAGGAUCGAGUGGCCAGUGCUAAGGCUAUCAAUGGAACGUGGGUGGGAUACAUGUAUCCAGGCUACAGAGGGUGCCAGUAUGUGCUUGAGCAAGGAGAUUUCAAGCACUGGAACGAUUGGGGAGCCACUGCACCUCAGAUCCAGUCCGUCCGACGUGUGCGGGACAUGCAGUGGCACAAGAGAGGGUGCUAUAUUGCCCCUGCCCCUGCUCCUACACCUCCUAAUCCUAAUCCCAUCCCCGACCCAACUCCCAAUCCCAACCCAAACCCCAAUCCUAAUCCUGCUCCCAAUCCCAAAUCAAAAACUCAACCCCAACCAUAACACCACACUUCCAGCUCCUCCUACACCAAACUGGGGGAGGCUAAAGGCUACACGCCAGUGCCCAAUCUCUCCACUACGCCCCCUGUUAGUCUAGAAUAUCUGACCAUGCAAUUUUGGAAAACUGUAACUGAAUAUAAUGAACCAUGUAAAUCUGUUGGAAAUAAAGGUUUUGGCCCUGAUUUUGGUUAUCUGCAAA
Sander lucioperca (pikeperch) is the source of this 1258-nucleotide messenger RNA. RefSeq names its product beta-crystallin B3-like. Bases 16 to 1062 code for a protein of 348 amino acids. Gene Ontology annotation, biological process: lens development in camera-type eye; visual perception. Gene Ontology annotation, molecular function: structural constituent of eye lens. The record is from RefSeq and is a predicted model, not a curated record. The transcript is spliced from 6 exons. Lineage: Eukaryota; Metazoa; Chordata; Actinopteri; Perciformes; Percidae.